Rotaria sp. Silwood2 is the source of this 237-nucleotide messenger RNA. Lineage: Eukaryota; Metazoa; Rotifera; Eurotatoria; Philodinida; Philodinidae. The record is from the annotation of a GenBank genome assembly.
AUGAUUGCUAAUGAAACAUUCAAUUAUUUUUAUGUUGAAGAUGAUGCAAAUGGACUGGUAGGUAAUCUUUCAGCAUCAUCAUCUGCUUCAUUACUGAAAGAAAAACUUAAUGAUACGUAUUUAAGUGAUAGACAUGAAAAUAGUGAAGAACAACAUGUAUCUUUAGCACUCCAAAUGACAACGUCAAUUCAACCAACAUCGAUGAAAUCAACAUCGGCUAAAUUCAAAGGAAUCUAA